Messenger RNA from Amblyraja radiata (thorny skate), 2001 nucleotides. RefSeq lists its product as uncharacterized. Gene Ontology annotation, biological process: regulation of bone resorption; regulation of actin cytoskeleton organization; regulation of osteoclast development. The record is from RefSeq and is a predicted model, not a curated record. Gene Ontology annotation, cellular component: plasma membrane. The transcript is spliced from 12 exons. The coding region runs from base 240 to 1541 and encodes 433 amino acids. Lineage: Eukaryota; Metazoa; Chordata; Chondrichthyes; Rajiformes; Rajidae.
CUUAAAGGGAAAUGAAGAAACACUUCGAGCGACUUCUGCAUUUCAGCGUCAAGAAGCAGUGGGUGAGGUGGACACCACACUGAAGUGUUGGCGAUGUGCUCUCUCUGGGUUUGUCUCUGCACCGUCCUGCUCUCCGUCUCAGUCCACGGUUACAGAAAUGAAGAAACACUUCGAGCGACUUCUGCAUUUCAGCGUCAAGAAGCAGUGGGUGAGGUGGACACCACACUGAAGUGUUCGCGAUGUGCUCUCUCUGGGUUUGUCUCUGCACCGUCCUGCUCUCCGUCUCAGUCCACGGUUACAACAUUUCGCUCAAUGGUUGGACAAUAUCCGGUGCUGAUGUGGUGUCUGCCGUGGAAGGGGCCUCCGCUGUGUUGCCGUGUAGAUUCACCUACCCACCCACUGAUCGCACCCUCACCGGCUCCGUGCUGUGGCACAACAAGUUGUCAUCAGAGCCUCACAGCCUUGUGUUGAGCUGCACAUAUCCCAGUCAUGGCCCCUUCCGAUGCGAUGAAGUGACACAGGAGGCCGGAAGUCGGUUCAAAUUCGUGGGGAACCUCAGGGAGCGAGAUGCCUCGAUAAUGGUGGCGCCACUGAGACGGGAGGACAGUGAUAAAUACCGGUGCCGCCUGGAGCUCAAUGUUGGGAAGUUUGAAUCUUUGAUUCCAACGCAGCUGACUGUGGAAGCUCCCGGCGGGAAUGUCUCAGUGGUGAAUGGGACUGAGGGGGAUUCGGCCACGUUACCAUGUGUGUAUCCGCAAUCCCUGUAUUACCCCAGGGCCCUCGCGGUCACAUGGAUGAGGAAAGAUCCCUACCGACACAUCGUCACGUUCAGACCACAAGCUGGUGGAUCCUGGGCGGCGGAGAACGGAGCAACUCGGUUCGAGCUGGUCGGGGACCCAGUCAAGGAAAACGCCUCAACCAGGAUAAACCAGCUGAGUGUGAAGGACAGUCACGGCUACCUGUGUCUGGUGGAGUUCGACAAAACGGAAAACAAAGAUGUGAUAAAGUACGUCGACGAAGGGUACAAGACCAGCGUACACCCCCCGUACACCCAUCAGUACCAGCGUGAGGUCCAGCUCCGGGUGCGGAUCACAUCCGGGACACCCAUCCAACUAUUAAAUUACAUCCUGCCCAUUCUGAUUCUCCUCCUCAUGCUCUGCAUCCUGCUGAUUAUUAUCCUCUGGAAGAAAGGAGCGUUUUCAUCCGUAAUGGGAUCAGCCAGAUUUUCAAAAGGGAGCGCUGCGAGUCCGGAUGACACUGGCCGAGGGGCACAGCUGCAGCGUGAUUCAGAUCAGGCUGAAUCCUGCACGUACGCCAGCAUUAAAAACAGCAGUGGGAAAGCGAAGAAUCCGCAGACGGAUGAUGAAGGUGAGCAGAAACUUGAAGCUGCAAACUCAGAUCAGGAUGAAUCCUGCACGUACGCCAGCAUUAUCAUGAACAGUGGGAAAGCGAGGAAGCCGCAGGCAGAUGAUGAAGGUGGGCAGAAACCUGAAGCUGCAAACUCAGAGGUGAUCUACGCUGCGGUGGUGACGAGUCGGUAGAGGCUGGAGAAGGGCGAUGGGCACGGAUCCUGGUGAGAGGUGGCCUGCGCCGGCUCCUACCCCUGUCCAGGGCGACCACGCGGCUCGCCCCUCAUCGCCACGGAGAUACCCCACGGCUUUCUGGACACCUUCUGUUUGGAUGCAAAUGACGCUGGCCCCAGCCCUGCUGUAUUCAAUGGUGGGAUGAUACUGUAUUGUCACAUGUACCGAGGUACAGUGAAAGGCUUCGUUCUUGCAUAUAACCCAGUAAAAUCGUACAGCAGACUUCACCGAGACAGCACAGAAGAUCGCCACGUUACUGAUGCCGACUGAGUCAUAAAACUUCACCGAGCCGUGCAUGGGCUGAUCACUGGUUGGCGUGGUCUUGGUUGGCCAAAGGGACUGUUUCUGCUCUGUAUCUCUGAAGUCUCAAAAGUGAGGGAGAGAAGGGGAGAGAGAAAGAGUGAGAGAGAGAGGAAGG